Vespula vulgaris is the source of this 7409-nucleotide messenger RNA. It is a transcript of the gene rols, whose product is annotated as protein TANC2. The record is from RefSeq and is a predicted model, not a curated record. The coding region runs from base 722 to 5548 and encodes 1608 amino acids. The transcript is spliced from 16 exons. Lineage: Eukaryota; Metazoa; Arthropoda; Insecta; Hymenoptera; Vespidae. Gene Ontology annotation, molecular function: protein binding.
CGAUACUAUUACGCUUGGACGGCAGUGCGCGCCUGAACGUCGUACGGUGCGUCUCGUUCUCUCGUUCGUUCUUUUUUCCUUCUUUUUUUCACUUUUCAUCUCUCUCUCUCUCUCUCGAAUGAAAAAUCGUCGGUGCGUCGUGCGGUGUCAAUUUUAUUCGAAUUUCCACUUUUCUCCCUUUUCUUUUUUUUUCUCUCUUUCCCUUCUAACUGUGAUUUAAUAAUCGAAGUAUAUGUGAACGGCAAGCUCGCUCGCAGGAGACAGACGGACGGAGAGAAAGAGAAAGAGAGAGAGAGAGAGAUUAAAGAAAACGUGAAAAAUGUUCGUUAACUUUCAAAAUAAAACUAUUCGUAUCGUUCUAUUCGUCGUACGUAAUCUGAUACGUGAAAUUGAGUAAAUCGAAAGGUUUUCACGGGCGAACCAAUACAAUCGAGGAAGGACAAACUACCAACGGUCCCGACGAUUAUUAUUUUCUUCGGGAUAGGAGGGUGGAGGGGUGGGGGGACUAACUGUGCAUAUGUAAUAUAUACAUAUAUGUGUGCGUUUGAGAAAAGAGAUAAGUUGUGUUGUGUGCUACUGCGAUGAAGGAAAGGAACGCGUUACUGGAUUGAAACUGCUUCGUCGUCCGAAAGAAAGAAAGAAAGAAAGAAAGAGAGAGAAAGAGAAAGAAAGAAAGAGAGAGAGAGAGAGAGAGAGAAAGAGAAAGAGAGAGAUCAUCGCCAUGGCGCCCCCAGACAGGCACAGAUCGCCUCGCCCUGGCUCGGGUCUCAGCCUCUCCGUUCUUGAUCUGGCGCAGAUUCGUGCUUUGGUCGAAUCGACGGGAAUGCUUGGUGGUUCGACAUGUCCUUCCUGCGAGAUGCCCUUCGACAAAGGGAAAAAACGACGACUGAUCGAUUCCUGCGGGCACGAGAGAUGUUACUCUUGCCUUUUCCGUAGCGAGGCUUGUCCACUGUGUAUGAGGGCAGAACAUCAACGAGCCGAUCUCAAUGGCGACGAUGAGGAAGACGAAGAAGGUUUGAUCGAUGGUAGAACCUUCGGUGAGGACUUCGUCGUCGGUUCUACCAUCGAACCUAUGUCAACCCUUUUACCUAUCGAUGGUGCUUGGAUCGAUGACUCAUCGACGAUUAACUCACUUUGCGGCAGUCCAAGGCCACGGAGUAAACUCACGACGCGGGCCAAUCUAACGUCUAGAACAAUCCACCAACGAGACAACCUGGCUGACAACGUUUCAACCGGGGAGCACGCUAAAGGAUCGAAAAGUAAAAUGAACUCGCCGUUGAACUCUCAUACUCGACAAAAACCUCAAAUGAUGACUCAGAGUUGUCCUACGCCGCCCAAUCAACGAAGAAGAUUCUUUCUGAAUCCUAAAGUAUUGAGAAGUUCUUUUGGACCGCAAAGAUCGUCCAGACGCGGAACCUCCUCACCUGAACCACCCACGGCUGAUAAUCCUUCUGCAUUGUCAGCAUGGAUGGCAUCAUCUUGGGAAGGAAAAUCAAGAUGGCCAGGUCUGGUUCUGGGAAAAAUCAAAUCUUUAUGGAGCAACAGUCAAGGAACGGCAAACGAUGGACUUAAUCAGCUAAUCGAUUCUUCCAAUAAACUUGCAGACGACGAAGGUGGUUGCGUGAAACCGUUGUCCUCGAAAACACGAAAAUCCUCGCAGUCGGAUCUUUACAUGAGGUUGGGUCUAUUGCUCGGUGGUAACCAUGGACGAGAAAAUUCACCGGUUGAUACUACGAACUAUUUUACGAGUGCGUCCAAUCGUGUUCCCGUUAAUACUGGUAUUCAAAGAGCACCCAUGCAAGGUCACGAUAGUUCGGCAGCAUCGUUCAGCAGUUUAACGAGCUUCGAGACGCAAACUCUCGCAUCGACCAAUACCAGUCCAGUAUCAACGUUAACAGGUACAUCGAGCGAAACCGAAGCCGCUGCUGCUUUACGUUCAACGAAUAAACCGAAGAGCAAGAUAAAAGGAAAAAUAAAGUCGAGAGAUUGCGACAGUGCCGGUAGUUUGGUAUCAAUCUCAACCUCGGCAUCAGCUUCUACGUCGAUGUCGAUGUCGAUGUCAGUUUCCGUUUCCGGUCUUUCGAACGGUAGUUCGAGCCCGUUAACACCAAGAAGACAUUCCGUUAAUGCCUCGCAAUCGAAUCAACCCAAUGAGGAAGUAAACCAAUUUAAAAACCGACGAACCUGCGUCAGAAGAUCGGCCAGGGCUGGUAACGUCAAGGGAAGCAUCGACCCCAAACUACGCUUCGUACAGCAUCACGCCACGUCACAACUGACACUUAAGCCAUUAUUCUUCGAAGUUCCUCUUCUCGAAACCGAGCCCUUAUUCACAGGACGUAUCUGGCUACUUCACGAAAUAUUAUCCGUGAUAAACAGUUCGAGUCCUGGUAUAUUAAUAUCCGGAUCACCUGGUACAGGUAAAACGGCAUUGGUAUUGCAGUUGGUGGAACAUAGUUGUUUUGGAAGGCGACGCGUGCAACCGGUUCCGCCGGAAAUAACCGAGGAGAUCGAGAACGAUAGAGAAAAAUCAAAUGCCUCGAGCACUCUUCAAUCGAAUGUUAGGCGCACCAAUGAAAAGGUUCGAGAAUUAGCGUCCCACGUCGUGGCUUAUCAUUUUUGUCAAGCCGAUAACAACAGCACCUGUCUUGUACCAGAUUUGAUUCAUUCGUUAGCCGCACAAUUAUGUCAGGCACCUCAGCUGAUCGCUUACAGGGAAUAUUUAUUAUCCGAACAACAUCUACAAGGCUCCCUGUCGCAAAGAGAGUGCACCGUAGAUCCGGAUCUUGCUCUUUCGAGAGGCAUCAUCGAACCGCUCUUAACAUUAAGAAAAGCUAACAGAUUGCCUGAAUCUACGAUGGUAAUUCUCAUCGAUGCCGUUUGCGAAGCAGAAUAUCACAGACCGGACAGAGGUGACACAAUAGCGUCCUUCUUAACAAGGCACGCACCUAAUUUUCCAAGCUGGCUUAAGGUCAUUUGUACGGUUAGAACACAAUUAUUGGAAUGCGCGAAACAACUUCCUUAUACCAGGAUAUCAUUGGACAAAACUUCAAACGAUGUUGCUGGCAACAACGUCACGAAGGACUUGUCCGAUUACAUUGGUUAUAGACUCGCUCAAAGUCCUGCGAUACAGACUAACGUAACCGCAUCUGUUAAUGGAAAAACGGAAUCAUCGUGUAGCGCCAAUCAAACGAGAUUUGCCUCGCAUUUAUUAACACUCGCCAGAGGAAGUUUUCUCUUCGCCAAAUUGACCUUGGAUCUCAUCGAAAGUGGACAUCUCGUUGCUAAAUCAGCGAGUUACAAAGUUCUACCAGUUUCCCUCGCACAAAUCUUCCAAUUACAUUUCAACCUGAGAUUUCCAACGGCGACCUCCUUCGACAAGGUCCAACCUCUUCUGGGCGUAUGUCUGGCUGCGUUGUAUCCCCUAACUCUAUUAGAAAUUUAUUAUUCGAUAAAUUCGUUAACUACGAAUCACUUCGUUUCCUGGGAGGACUUCAUGCAGAGAUUCAAGAUGCUCUCUGGGUUUCUCGUGAAACGACUAGACGACACAUAUAUGUUCUUUCACCCGUCGUUCAGGGAAUGGUUAAUGAGAAGAGACGAAGGUGAAUCUACUAAGUUUCUCUGCGACCUGAGACUCGGCCAUGCAGCUAUUGCGUUUAGAUUAUCGCGUCUACAGGCACCAUUGGACGGUGAAAAAGCUUUGGAGCUUGGCCAUCACGUUUUGAAGGCACACGUUUACAGAGGUGUUGCCCCUUGUUGGCCAUCACGCGAUUUACAAGCAAUCUGGCUAGCCUCAUCCACGGAAUGCGUUUCCUCGGCACUGUGCACAUUACGUAAUAUUUAUAGCCCGAAUGUAAAAGUAUCAAGAUUGCUUCUGCUGGCAGGAGCAUCACCGAAUCACGUAACCGAAUACUUGGGCAACGCACCGGUUCUUUGUAUGUACGCUCACGAAGGUUCAGUAGAGAUGGUCUCGCUUCUUCUCGAAUUUGGUGCGGACGUUGAAUUGACUAAUAGCCAAGGUUGCACGGCAUUGUCUCUCGCGGCAGCACGAGGUCAUUGUGACGUUGUUAGAAGAUUAGCCGCAGCUGGAGCUUCCCUUGGUCACGUCGACAUGGCAGGACAAUGUCCAUUGGUACACGCAGCGAGACACGGUAAAUUGUCCGUAGUUGGUUAUCUCUUGGCAUGCGAUUGGCUCGUACCGAGUGGUUUAAAAAUCUCCGAAAACGUGUCGUCGGAGAUAAGAAGGGAAGAGGCUGCUCAGCAAGCGGUCGUCGCAGCUGCUGCUCAAGGUCACGAGUCGAUCGUCGAGUAUUUGUUGGACAUGGCCGAGGUUAUAGUCGAUUUACCGGACACGUUGAUCGGUGAAACCGCUUUGACGGUUGCCGCAGCGAAUGGCUCGACUACAACAGUUUCCGCACUUUUGGCUCGUGGUGCUAGCCCAUUGGCUGUUAACGCUAAAGGUCUCUCGCCGUUGAUGCUGGCCGCGAGAGAAGGUCAUUGGGGUACCGCUGAAAGACUCUUGCAAGGAACUCUUUCGAGCAGUACCGACACUGUCCUCGAUGACGCGUUAACGUUAUUGGACCAACGCGAUCCUUCUGGUCGUACGGCGUUGAUGUUAGCUGCCUCGGAAGGUCAUACCAAUCUCAUCGAAAUGUUUCUCGAUAAAGGAUCCGUAAUCGAGGCCAAAGACAAGGAAGGCCUUACCGCUCUUUGUUGGGCAUGCGUUAGAGGAAGAUUAACCAGCGUACAAAAUCUUCUCGAUCAUAACUCUGACGUUAACACGAGCGACAACACCGGUAGAACACCUUUGGAUUUGGCCGCGUUUCAGGGUAAUCCAAAGCUCGUACAAUUGUUACUUGAGAAAGGAGCUGCUGUCGAACACGUUGACUUGCACGGCAUGCGACCAUUGGACAGAGCAAUCGGAUGUCGCAAUAUACCGGUUGUACAAUGUUUCUUACGACGAGGUGCCAAACUUGGACCAGCUACUUGGGCAAUGGCCGCUGGAAAACCCGAUGUCUUGCUUAUAUUGUUGAACAAACUUCUGGAGGAUGGAAAUGUACUUUAUCGAAAGAGUCGUUUAAAGGAGGCCUCUCAUCGAUACGCAUACGCUCUUAAAAAAUUUCCUAUCUCGCCUGAGGAGGAUUGUCAGGGACAAGAACAGGGUCACAUGAUACUGCAACUUCAGAGUUUUGCUCAAUUGCGAUUGAACUUCUUCCUGAAUCUUAGCCGGUGCAAGCGCAAGAUGAACGAAGGUGCAGAAGCCAUUGAGCUUGCCGAAGAAGCAUUGAAAGUCCGACCAACGUCUUACGAAGCGUUUUACGCGCGUGCAAAAGCUCGAGUUGACGUUGGUUUGCUCGAGGAAGCUAUGUCGGACGUACAGGAAGCAUUACAAAUAGCACCGGCACAAAAUCGUCAGGACCGUCGAGUUUUAAUCGUUCUAAGGGAUGAAAUAGUCUCACGAAUCGACGAGGCUAAUGCGAAUAAAGAAUCAAACGAUUGUAAUAAUCGAUCGCGUCUACGUGCUUCCGUCGACACUCUUACGGAAUUAUAAAUAUUACUGAGAUAUCGACACUCGAUCUUUAAAGAGAAAAAUGAGAGAGAGAGAACAUUUUUUUUUUUUUAUUUCUUUUUAACAACCCCCGUUAUCGAUAAUUUCCUAUCGUCUCGAAUUUAAGGCUUAAUGACGAUGAUUUUUUAUUAUUAUUAAUAUUAUUAUUAUUAUUGCUAUCAUUAUUAUUAUUAUUAUUAUUAUUAUUAUUAUUAUUAAUAUUAUUAUUAUUAGAAAAAAAAGAAAAACAAAAAAAAAGGAGAGAGACAGAGAGAGAGAGAGAGAGAGAAGGAAAAAGAGAAAGAGAGUGAUUUAUUAACUUAUUUAAUGAUUAUAUCAUUCGUCACUAUUCUCCAUUUUGAUUUGAUCGCAACCGAUCGUUUUAAUGCAAACACGAUUUACAUGCCACACCACUUGCUCUUUAAUUUUGUUUUAUUAUUGUCGUAUAUCGAUUCGGGAUAUUAUAUUUAUGCGUAAUAUUUAAAUUGAUUAAUCGUGAACGUAAGUACUGCCAAGUAUGAGCAAGUUCCAAUGCUCGUACACUAUUUAGCAAUUAUUAUAUAUUAAUUACGUAUUAUAUAUAUAUAUAUAUAAGUUUGAUUAAAUGGAGAAUUAUUUAAUAAAAAACGUAUUAGGUGUUUCUUUUAUAUAUAUAUAUAUAUAUAUAUAUAUAUAUAUAUAUAUAUAUAUAUAUAUAUAUACAACAGAGAAACGCACAAAACUGUCGAAACAAACGGAUUCUUUUUAUGUAAGAGAUUUAAUUACUGUGCACAAACUUGAUUCUAAUACAAAGAAGAAAAGAAAAAUAUAUAUAUAUAUCUGUAUUAUAUAUGUAUAUGCAAUUAAAAAUUGGCUUACGUAAGAGUAUCCGUUAUAGUAAUAAUAAAAAAUUAUUUAAUAAUUUCUUUCAGUAUUUUCGUUAAUUUUUCGUAAUAAUAAAAAAAGAAAAAGGGAGAAAAAGAAUCGAACGACGAUCGCACAAAAGAAAAUUCGUAUGAAUCAUUCGAACGUGAAUAUAAUAUUUAUAUAAAAGAAAGUUAUAUAAAGUAAAGCUUUAAUUGAAAGGAUGAAAAAAGAAAUAAAAAGCACGCACACGCACACGCAUGCACGCAUAUAUAGAAUAUUAUUUAUAGAUAUAAUAUGACUCAUAUAAAAUGUAAUUUAUGAAUGCACUUAUCUUGCCCGGCGCGUGUACGGUUAUUAUUAUUUUUUCUUUUUUAAUGUUAUCUAUUUGUUAUAUUCUAGUGCUUGUUUAAUAAAUAUUUUUAUAGCCUUUAUUAUUAUAUGAAUUUUUAUAUACAACAUAUAUACAAUAGGUAUAUAUAUAUAUAUAUAUAUAUAUAUAUAUAUAUAUGUAUAUACCUGUGUGUGUGUGUAUAUCCUUUACAAUAUACUUACACAAACGCUGCUAAUAUGCAAUAAAAAAAUAUAAAAGCAACUAUUAACUUUAUAACAAAAGUAUAAAGUCGAACAAGAUGACCGUACGCGUGCAAUACAUAAUACAUACAUAUACUUUUUUGCAUAUGUAAUCGUAAACAUCGAAUUCGCAUAAUAUCGGACACACACACACAUAUAUAUAUAUGCGCGUUUUUGUAGAAAAAGAGUGUUUUAACAAAAUUAACCGUAGAUACGUAAAAAUUUAUUUUAUAUGGUAUUUAAGGAUAUAGACGAAUCACACACGAUGAACUAUUAUAUUAUAUUAUUAUUAUUAUUAUUAUAUUAUUAAUAUUAAUAUUAUUAUUAUUAUUCAAAAUGUCGCUUAAAAGCAUCGAAGAAAAGAAUGAUAAAGAGAAACAUAAGAGAUGUUAUUGACCUUACCGUAAAGAAAGAAGGUGACAAAUAAACGAACAUUUUUCAUUUUUCA